AUGUCUACCACUUCUGUUUCUAUUCACUCGCCUCCACGCAAGCUACAAGACGUCCCUGCCUCAGCUGGCUGUGACGCUGUACUCAAAGCAGUUCAGGAAGAUGGAGCAGUGAUCAUCAAAAAGCUCUUCACACACGAUCAGAUUUCUCGCCUGAACGCUGAUGUGCAGCCGGCAAUGAACGCGAUGGGCGCUGGGUCCAAGCAUGCCGAGGAAUGGGUACGAGAGUUUCAUGGGGAUAGCACGAAACGGCUGAACAACAUCGUUGGCAUCAGCGCAACAUUCCGAGAAGAAUUCCUCGAGCAUCCACUCAUCCACGCCGUCUGUGAGGCAAUCUACCUCGCCGACGCCGGGGGCUACUGGAUGAACUCGACACAAGUCAUCGAUGUCACUCCCGGAAGCAAGCCACAACCGCUGCACCGCGACCAAUGGCAGUUCCCUAUAUUCCAGCUGGCAGGGCCUGGUGCGCCCGAGGCUAGCUGCAAUUUCAUUGUCGCAUUAUCGCGGUUCACUGACGCCAACGGCGCCACUCGCGUCAUUCCGGGGAGCCACCUAUGGGCAGAUUUUCAUGACAAUGGCAAUCACGGGGACACCGCGCCAGCGGAGAUGGAGGUUGGAGAUGCCUGUUUCAUCAGUGGUAAGGUCGUGCAUGGCGGGGGCUCGAACACGACUGUUGAUGAGACGAGGCGCGGCAUGGCAAUAGUCUUUCAGUGUUCUUACCUCACACCUGAAGAAGCACAUCCCUUUAACAUUGACGCGAACAUCGCGCGAACGUUAAGCGCCAGGGGUCAACGCAUGGUAGGGUUUCGGUCCCAAUUCUUGAAGAAUAGUCCCGGAGUUUGGAAGAGAAACUAUGGUGAGGUGGAUGAAGUUUAUUGCUAG
Xylaria bambusicola is the source of this 879-nucleotide messenger RNA. RefSeq lists its product as uncharacterized. Lineage: Eukaryota; Fungi; Ascomycota; Sordariomycetes; Xylariales; Xylariaceae. Bases 1 to 879 code for a protein of 292 amino acids. The record is from RefSeq and is a predicted model, not a curated record. The transcript has a single exon.